AGUGUAGUCUAGCACAGACCUAACAGGAAGACCUGGUGGUGGGGACAAGCAUGCAUGCAGUAAACAAGGUGUGCACUUAAGCAGCUUAUCAACAGAGUACACAGUAUAGUGCAUCUAGCUAUAGAGAGACAUUAAACACAAUGUGGAAAGAGCUGCUGCUGUUAGCAUCACUACAAUGCAUUGGAUCAGUAGCAGAGCUGGUUGCUAACAGGACUUUACUGGCUGUCCCUUUCCUCUUCCCCUGGCUCAAUAACUGUAGGCAGCACUAUCCCCCUGGCAACACCAACCAGUACAGGUUCUUCUACACCUCACAGAUCACCAACAGCCCCACAUACGCUGAGCUAUACACAGUGAACAUACCUCAAACUAACAACGCUCAAUGCAAGAUACACUCCCAAAUCAAAAAAAUACUAACUUUUGGCAAUUCUGGAAGCUAUUUCCGUGAAACAAUAUUUAUUACUACUGAUGAACAAAACGAAUUCUGCAAGGACAGAGAUUCAAUGUGCUACCAAUGUGAGAAUAAUGUUAAGAAUCUGAUAGGGGAAUUUACGUCCAACCCCAGCUUGUCUCUGAUAGCACAGCUGUUUGGUGACUACUUCAACCACUUCCUCGCCAUCUACCCCGUGUCAGGUACCGAGGGGGAGGAGAGCGUGUACACGUACAAGGUGUUGUUUGGGUCACCACGGGAUGGCACGAUGGAUGGACUAGUCAUUGAGGUAAUCUACUCACACACAAACAUCACUGUAUACAAUGCCAGUGGUGCCAUUGCACUGAGAGAUGGUACAGAGCUCUAUCAGCUGAGCGGCCCCUUUGAGCUGACAAACCAAUGCAAGAGCACAGUUCUCUGGAUGGAGCCUAGAGCUGCCAGUGAUUGUAGCCACACAAGUCUAGAGCAUGCAGUCAUAGUGUCCAGCAAGCCAGUAAAAGUGUUCACAAACCAAGUAUGUUGCAACAACAAGAGCAGACACUUCAAUUACCACUCUCAACUAGUUCAUGAAAUACCCCUACCCAGUAAAUAUGGACAACGCUUUAUAGUAGACGCUCUACAGGCACAGAUAUUGCCAGAGGCAGUUAGAAACAAUUUGGAAUACGAUUUGUCGAUUUUAUCUUCUCAAGAAAACACGGACAUCAAAGUGACGUAUUACAAUCAAUCAGUUGCUAUAGUUACUGAACAGUACUAUUCAACUAAGGAUGCUCUACAUGUACGAAAAACGUAUAAUUUCCUACCGACCAUCACCCAUCUUGACAUCAGUGCAACAGAUCCAAUACUAGUGGUUCUCACCAUCCACAGUCGAUCCCCUGAGGCAAUCUACUACUCUUUAGUUGUCCAACCAGUCCGUUGGUUCUCAAACAUUCAGACCGUGGCCGUGGCGAGCGUCAACGAGUCCAGCCAAUCAGAAUGCAGUUAUCACGUCAGUGUGGUAGUUCCAACAAACCAUAGCAAUCCACAAGACAUAAUGAUAUCCGAGGCACACAACUUUACCAACAGUACACCGCUCAGCUCUUACAGUGGCCUCAGGGGUUUCACUAAUGGUGGAGAUUUUAAGCUCUUCUAUUUCACACGAAACAACUACACAGAUACACACUUAUUAGUAUGGCACAAUGAUCCAUACGUGGACAUUGGGGCAACAGUGUUUGCCUACUGUACUCACAAACAUUACGCUUACAGCAAUGGCUGCAUUUCAGAUAACUCUCCCCGAGACCUGUCCCGCAUUCCCCCUGACCACACCCCCUCCCCGGUGGACAGCAGAGUGAUCGUGGCCGUCCUAGCUGUGCUCCUAGUGACCACCAUUGCCACACUGAGUGUCAUUUGCUAUUGCCGGAGACGGAAAAACAAGGGAACGUAUCGAGUAAGAAACGACGACUAUGUACCCGUGCUUGUAUCAGAGGAACCGGGAAGAGAUUACGAUUACGAUGUGUUCAUACUGUUCUCUGAAGAGGAUGAGGAUUUUGUACGUGCCUUUGUGUACGAGCCAUUGCGUAGGCGGAACUACAAGAUACUGUGGAGGGACGACCAGUCACAUGACCUGUUUCAUGCCGGGGGUGACGUGGUGGCGGACCUAGCUACGGCCAUUCAGAUGAGCAGGAAAAUCAUUGUAGUAUGUACACGCUAUCUAUCUCUGAGAGGGGCCUUCGAUAGAGAUGUGACUUUCUUCAAGGAUGUUCAAAAGAGUGAGAGAAAGAGAAGGUUAAUACCAUUUGUAAUCGAGGGAGAAUACGUGUCCCAGCAGUUCAAGGACUACAAUCAGAUAAGAGUGGGUCACCGUGGCGACCUGAAUGAUCGUGACACAGCUGAUGAGUUGCUGCAGAGACUGGUCAACAGUAUAGGAGAACCAAUCGACACCUCAGUGGAGAGUCUAAUCUUCCUAUAAACAGAACUAGCUACAAACUCCCAUUGUUACGUAUAUGACAUAGCUACCGUAGUGCUAAAAAUUAUUUUAAGGCCAUGAAAACAUUAUUACUUACAUGUAUGCUAUUCUUUGAUU
This is a messenger RNA of Halichondria panicea, 2486 nucleotides long. RefSeq lists its product as uncharacterized. Gene Ontology annotation, biological process: signal transduction. Lineage: Eukaryota; Metazoa; Porifera; Demospongiae; Suberitida; Halichondriidae. The transcript is spliced from 5 exons. Bases 141 to 2372 code for a protein of 743 amino acids. The record is from RefSeq and is a predicted model, not a curated record.